Molecule: messenger RNA, 914 nt
Organism: Lactuca sativa (garden lettuce)
Lineage: Eukaryota; Viridiplantae; Streptophyta; Magnoliopsida; Asterales; Asteraceae
Source: RefSeq, a predicted model, not a curated record
CACCUCUCCAUUUUCCUCCAUACACACACAUCAAAACCCCCAUUUCCAAUCUCUCUCCCUCUAAACAUCUUCAUCUCCAAAACUUUCUCUUCAAGACUCAAAAACGGUGUUAAAUGGGUGCUUGUAUGUCUUCCGGUGGCGAUUCCGUUACAAAUAGAUCCAAUUCCGCUCUCGUUAUCUCGCCUAAGGGUGAAUUACGACGUUAUUCUUCUCCUGUUUUUGUUUCCGACGUUCUUCAAUUGGAAACUGACGGAGCUGCUUCUUCUUUCUUCGUGUGUAACUCCGACAAUUUGUCUUACGAUGAGCAUAUCAGAGCUUUGGAUUUAGAAGACGAACUAGAUGCUGGUCAGAUUUAUUUCGUUUUACCUGUUUCCAAACUUAGGGAGCGUUUGAGUGCUUCUGAGAUGGCGGCAAUGGCAGUCAAGGCUAGCGUCGCGCUUAAUGCGAAAGCGACUUAUAAAACGAUAACGCGUAGUGGAUCGCUUUCUAGAUCUAAAGCUAUGAAUAGUCAGAAAAGGAAGAACAAAUCUAAGAUUUCUCCUUUUGUGGUGAUGGAAACGAGUAAGAUCAAUGUGAUUGUUGAUCAGGAAGAGCAGAAUAAGCGAUUGGUUGAUAGUAAUUAUAAGCAACAGGCUUCGAGUUUAGGAGUGUCCAGAUCGGGAUCGAUACGGAAAUUGCAGAGAUAUUCGUCUAGGAAAGCUCGAUUGGCUGUUCGAUCUUUUAGGCUUCGUCUGUCUACCAUAUACGAAAGUGAAUCUUCUGAUCAUUCUCACAAAUACUAUUGAACAGUCGAUUCGAUGCUUUAUAAAUUUUUAUUAUCUUUUUUUGUUGGCAUAAUGAAAUCCAUUUAUAUGUAUAUAUACUUAGACUGAGGAUUGAAUCCAUGCAUGAUUAAUUUAAGUUUAUUGGCAUAA